Molecule: messenger RNA, 390 nt
Organism: Seminavis robusta
Lineage: Eukaryota; Bacillariophyta; Bacillariophyceae; Naviculales; Naviculaceae
Source: the annotation of a GenBank genome assembly
AUGACAGCCUCGGCCAACCGCAGUCCCCGUCCACACAACAACACCGCCACUGUGUCUCCCACGGUCGCUCCACGACGUUUGGUAGAAGCCACGAUGCAACUGGGUAGCAAGCUCCCUAGUUGGCUGCUCCGACCGGAAGAGGAAUCAUCCCCCGUUAUCCGCCGCCGCUCCACACUGUUAGACACCACCGCCACCAAGCAACGCGAUUUGGUGCAGAUCAUCUUGGAAGAUCCAGAACAGUGGGAAAAGCUGCACCAAGCCAUGCAAGAACAAAAGAGUUGCACCAGUAUGGGAUUGACACAGAAUCUGCGCUCCCUCAUUCAAGAUCGGAUCGAGGAUAUGCAACGGAAUGAUGGCAUUGCGAACAGACAGCGCAGUUUUACCGAUUAG